This is a messenger RNA of Hyaloscypha bicolor E, 934 nucleotides long. RefSeq lists its product as uncharacterized. The record is from RefSeq and is a predicted model, not a curated record. Lineage: Eukaryota; Fungi; Ascomycota; Leotiomycetes; Helotiales; Hyaloscyphaceae. The coding region runs from base 24 to 749 and encodes 241 amino acids. The transcript has a single exon.
UUCUGCUCAUCUCCACAACAGCCAUGCCAACCAGUCUCCUCGAAGUCUUCCCACGAGAGAUACGUGACCAGAUCUACACAUUUGUCCUCGCAUCCUCCUCACGCGCGGUGACGCUGUCCCCUUGGACUGUGGAGAUCGCAAGUUCCCUAUCCCUGCUUCGAACAUGCAAACAGAUUCAAAGAGAAUGCAAAGAAAUCAUAUGGCACCACAACGGGCUGAGCCUCCGAGAACCGACUCAACUGUUCCAUAAGUUCAAAGGCCUUGCAAAGCAUCGUCAUGUGCGGCGCAUUCGCCAACUCAAGAUUUGCAUGGAGCUACUGGAUCGAGACGAGCUUGAAUGGAUCUCGGCGUCUAUGAAAGCGUUGGGAGAUUGGUGCAGGUCGGGCAGACUGGAAUCCAUCACAAUAACUACCGCAUGGGAGAGACCUCGGGGCGUUGACGAAUUCAAGGAAAUUCUAAGCCUGAGGAAGUACGGGGAGUCUUUGGACGGAAGACUGUAUCAGGAUUCGAGCACUUGGACAAGGAUGGUCGUCAAUACGGGGUGGCCAAGAUUCUCGCACUGGGGAAAGCAGGGGUGGCUGCGAGAAAUGCUGUUGGAUCUAAGUGGUAUCGAUGAAUUGCUUAAGGAGAUACAUCAUAGCUUUGGUGGCAUGAUGUACGUGGAUGGGCGGUUAUGCUACAGAGAUCUGGUGCAGAUUGAGGCUCCAAACUUGGAUCCACGCAAUGGCGAGAUCAGAGUACUUCCAUGACUAGCAUCUAGGUAGUUAAUCAAUCAGAUUUCCUGACUCCUUUCCCCACACGAGUGCGAUUUUCCGUUGCGCGGUUGGGAAGUGCGGUUUCAGUCAUUUUUCUAAGAUGCUCGAGAUUAUGCUUUCUUAAGGUUUAUAAAGCAUGUCCGUUAUUGACUUUUUUCACCCAAAAGACUUCACCAUGC